Messenger RNA from Erigeron canadensis, 1521 nucleotides. RefSeq names its product purple acid phosphatase 2-like. The transcript has 8 exons. The record is from RefSeq and is a predicted model, not a curated record. Gene Ontology annotation, molecular function: metal ion binding; acid phosphatase activity. The coding region runs from base 15 to 1403 and encodes 462 amino acids. Lineage: Eukaryota; Viridiplantae; Streptophyta; Magnoliopsida; Asterales; Asteraceae.
CAGAUUAAUAUUACAUGGGUGUCCAUUGGUGCUCUGUUUUGGGGCUAUUACUCUUGUUUGGAUCAGCUUUGUUUGUUAAUGGUGCAUUAACAAGUGAUUUUGUUAGAAAAGAUGACAAAACAAUUGAUAUGCCUCUUGAUAGUGAUGUAUUCUUUGAACCCCCUGGCUAUAAUGCUCCUCAACAGGUUCAUAUAACUCAAGGAGAUCAUGUGGGGAAGGCAGUGAUUGUGUCUUGGGUGACAAUGGAGGAACCGGGUUCGGAUGAAGUUGUUUAUUGGAGGGAAAACGACGAAACAAAGCACGUAGCUAAUGGCUUUGUUACUAGAUACACAUAUCAUGAUUAUACUUCUGGAUUCAUUCAUCAUUGUAAAGUUACUGACCUGGAGUAUGAUACAAAAUACUACUAUGAGGUUGGGACUGGAGAUGCAUCAAGAACUUUCUGGUUCACAACUCCUCCUGAAGUCGGACCCGAUGUCUCUUAUACUUUUGGCCUUAUUGGAGAUCUUGGUCAAAGCUUUGACUCCAAUGCCACACUAACUCAUUAUGAAAUGAAUCCCACGAAAGGUAAAGCAGUGUUAUUUGUGGGAGAUAUUUCAUAUGCUGAUAUCUAUCCCAACCAUGAUAACACGAGAUGGGAUACAUGGGGUCGAUUUGCUGAGAGAAGUACAGCUUAUCAACCUUGGAUAUGGACAGCAGGGAACCAUGAAAUUGAUUUUGCACCCGAACUUGGAGAGACUGAACCUUUUAAGCCUUAUACUCACAGGUAUCAAGUCCCAUUUGAGGCAUCGGAGAGUACUUCACCUUUUUGGUACUCCAUCAAGAGAGCUUCGGCAUACAUCAUUGUUUUGUCUUCGUAUUCGGCUUAUGGUAAAUACACUCCUCAAUACCUAUGGCUCGAGCAAGAACUGUCCAAAGUCGAUAGAAGUGAAACACCAUGGUUGAUUGUUAUGACACAUUCUCCAUUGUAUAAUAGCUAUGUCUAUCAUUACAUGGAAGGUGAAUCCAUGAGAGUACUAUUUGAGCCUUGGUUUGUGAAGUACAAAGUUGAUGUUGUGUUUUCUGGUCAUGUCCAUGCCUAUGAGCGCUCGGAGCGCAUAUCAAAUAUUGAUUACGAUAUUGUGAAUGGGAAGUGUAGUCCUGUAAAAGAUGAAUCUGCCCCUAUAUACAUAACCAUUGGUGAUGGAGGAAAUCUUGAGGGAUUGGCAACCAGCAUGACCGAGCCACAACCAAUGUAUUCGGCUUUCAGAGAAGCUAGUUACGGGCAUGCCAUAUUUGACAUAAUAAACAGAACCCAUGCAUACCAUAGUUGGCAUAGGAAUCAAGAUGGAUAUGCUGUAACAGCUGAUUCAACGUUGUUUUACAAUCGGUAUUGGUAUCAUCAGGAGCUGCAUGCAUCGUCAUAAUGAUAUGUUCAUUUUAGUGAUGCACCUUCAUCCGCACAAUUAGAAAUAGGAUUUGUUGUUUGUUCGAGUUGGUAAUUGCUUGUUUUAAGUGUUGUUGAUGUUAUGAACUUAGGUUGUU